Molecule: messenger RNA, 926 nt
Organism: Jatropha curcas
Lineage: Eukaryota; Viridiplantae; Streptophyta; Magnoliopsida; Malpighiales; Euphorbiaceae
Product: putative glutathione S-transferase parC
Biological process (GO): glutathione metabolic process
Cellular component (GO): cytoplasm
Molecular function (GO): glutathione transferase activity
Source: RefSeq, a predicted model, not a curated record
CCGAUCACUCAACAACCCAUUUGCUAUAAAUCUUUAAACAAUAGACCCAUUUUUGCAUCAAAUACAUUUUCUUUAAUUAUAAAUCUUUUAAACAAGCAGUUGAAGAAUGGCCAUAGAUGAUGAGGUGGUUCUGCUAGAUUUCUGGCCAAGCCCUUUUGGCAUGAGGGUUAGGAUUGCUUUGGCAGAAAAGGGGAUCAAACAUGAAUACAGAGAAGAGAACUUGAGGAACAAAAGUGCUCUGCUUCUACAAAUGAACCCAGUUCAUAAGAAAAUCCCAGUUCUAAUCCACAAUGGCAAACCAGUUGUGGAGCAUGGCAAACCAGUUGUGGAGUCGCUUAUUGCUGUUGAGUACAUUGAUGAAGUUUGGAAGGACAAAACUCCAUUGCUUCCUUCCGAUCCUUAUCAGAGAGCACAAGCUAAAUUCUGGGCUGAUUUUUUCUGGGCUGAUUUUGUUGACAAGAAGAUAUAUGACCUUGGCAGGAAGACAUGGACGACAAAAGGAGAAGAGCAAGAGGCAGCUAAGAAGGAAUUUAUGGAGUCCCUCAAGAUUUUGGAAGGAGAGCUUGGAGAUAAGCCAUACUUUGGAGGAGAAUGUUUUGGCUAUGUGGAUGUGGCAUUUAUCCCAUUCUAUUAUUGGUUUUAUGCCAAUGAAGUGUCUGGAAAUUUCAGUGUAGAAGCUGAAUGUCCUAAGCUUAUUGCAUGGGUUAAAAGAUGCUUAGAGAAGGAGACUGUCUCCAAUUCUCUUCCCGACCAGAAAAAGAUCUAUGGCUUCGUUUUAGAGCUGAAAAAGGCCUAUGGAAUAGAUUAGAAAAGUUGGGGUCAGUCUUUUAUGUUUUAUCAUUAGAAUGUGAUGUGCUUUUUCUUUGUAAUAAAGAAGGUUAUUCUUUUCUACGCAUAAUGUUUGGGAACAGAAGAGAGAUUGCCUA